AUGAGUGCUGUUGCCCACGACGCUGCUUGUAUUUUCUGCAAGAUUAUCAAAGGUGAAAUCCCUUCUUUCAAAUUGGUUGAAACUCAGUAUUCUUACUCGUUCCUUGACAUCCAACCAACUGAAGAGAACCACAUUCUUAUCAUUCCAAAGCACCACGGUGGGAAAUUGCACAACAUCCCAGAUGAAUACUUAGCUGACCUGUUGCCAGUUACUAAGAAGUUAGUGAAAGCCAUUGGCUUCGACCAAGAUGGUCCUGAUGGUCCAGGGUACAAUGUCCUUCAAAACAACGGUAGAAUAGCCCAUCAAGAAGUAGAUCACGUGCAUUUCCAUUUGAUCCCAAAGAAAACAAAGGAUGCUGGAUUAAUCGUAGGUUGGCCUGCACAGGAAACUGAUUUUGCUAAGCUGAGUGAAAUGCAUAAAAAGUUGCUUGCCAAACUAGAAACCUAA
Kluyveromyces lactis is the source of this 447-nucleotide messenger RNA. RefSeq names its product adenosine 5'-monophosphoramidase (gene HNT1). Gene Ontology annotation, molecular function: catalytic activity. The record is from RefSeq and is a predicted model, not a curated record. Gene Ontology annotation, biological process: nucleotide metabolic process. The transcript is spliced from 2 exons. Bases 1 to 447 code for a protein of 148 amino acids. Lineage: Eukaryota; Fungi; Ascomycota; Saccharomycetes; Saccharomycetales; Saccharomycetaceae.